GCGGCCCGCCCGGCCCCGGCCAGUCAGAGUCAGUUCAGUUCACGGAGCCACGCCGUCGCGAGCACAGCGCCGAGACGAAACCUGCCGCGAGUCACACGCCCCGCAGCGCGCCAACGCGAGAGCCGACUCUCCCCCGAGCCCGCCAGCCCGUCCACCCACCUGACCACCACGAUGUUGCCGUCACUACCAUUCUGCCUCUGCCUACUGGCCGCGGUACUCGGGCUUGUCGGAGCCGCCGAGGAGGAAACCACGGAGUUCACAUUCAAGCAGUACCCAGAUGGCACCGUGAAACGGGGAGCCAUGGUGGAGCUCCAGGGCGCCGUCAAGGGCAACAUCACCUUCAUCCAGCUCGGUGACGGUCCCGUCGUCAUCUUCGGCAACGUGUCGGGGCUGGCGCCCGGCCGCCACGGCUUCCACGUCCACGAGAAGGGGGACGUGAGCACGGGCUGCGCCGCGGCCGGCGGACACUUCAACCCCGAAGGCAAAAAGCACGGCGGACCCGAGGACUCUGAGCGACACGUCGGCGACCUGGGCAACAUCGUGGCCAACGAGUUCGGCGUGGCCACCAUCCGCACGGAGGAUCGCGUCAUCUCGCUGAUGGGACCGCACGGCAUCAUCGGCAGGGCCGUGGUGGUGCACUCGCACGAGGACGACCUGGGCCGCGGCGGCUACCCGGACUCCCUCACCACCGGCCACGCCGGGGACAGGGUGGCCUGCGGCACCAUCAAGAUCAAGUUCCCCGCCGGCCCCUGGACCGAGGCCUCCAGACCCGCUAACAGCGCCGCACCCGCCCUCAGGUGGACUUGGUCCUUGCUUGUCCCGCUUCUGUGCCUGCUCCUCGCCCGAGCCUGAGCACACACUCUACACGGCCCCUCUGCGGGCUUCCCUGUGACCAUUCCAAACCAACACCAAACUCUCGUGCCAUCGACUUUGGUUUAUAUCCGGUCAUAUUGAUUGUGGCCGGUAAUCUACCAGAGUCUGAUCUUAAGGUUGCCGGUAAAAGUGCCACCUUUACGACGACAUCCCUGGUGCACAUCCGAAAUGCGGUGAAUCUGCCCAGCUGUGAAGAGGAGUCCUUCUGUGGGGCUCUCAGUAUCGCGAAUAUUUCUAAAUAAGUGUCUAUGUAAAUAAGUGUCUAUGUAAAUGUCCUCACCCACAUUUUUCAAAUCUUACCCUUCAAAACUUUUUUUCUCGCUGCGCACAAAGUUACCAUGAAACUACCCAGGAAACAAUGUCUAACGCCAUCAAAACGAUAUCAAGAUGACGUCGUGUUGAUGUUAUUUUGACGUCACCUUUUUUGGUCUUGCCUGGGAAGUCGACGGUGGCGCUUCAACACGUCCGUAUCACUUCGGGUGGGGAAUUGCCGCAUUGCCGAUGCAAAGUGCAACGCACGCCUGCGUCAUCUGAGGUAAUCUCACUUGCAGUCUAGUACUUAACUAAUGUGAAAUAAGUCGGUGUUAUGUGCAAAUGCUGUUUCGUUGUGAUUACGAGUUAAUUUUAAACAUUGUUUUUGUCAUAUUAACUUUGAUCCUGGUACUAGUUUUGUUGGAUCUCAAUGUUUUAUGUCGUUUAAAGAAGGUUGUACAAUAUUGUAAAUAGUUCCUUAAAGCUUGUUUAUUUGUGCAGACACAGAGCACUGUCUUUAUCUUAAUUUAAAUAAUGUUUUUGUGCCAGCAGUAUUUUGAUACAUACGUUUUCAUUUCGAUGGCCGCGGAAAACUAUGUGUAAUGCUGUAUUUAUUUCUUAUUUAUGAUUAGAUAUGGCCUAGAGUAAUA
This is a messenger RNA of Frankliniella occidentalis (western flower thrips), 1775 nucleotides long. Its product is annotated as superoxide dismutase [Cu-Zn]-like. Lineage: Eukaryota; Metazoa; Arthropoda; Insecta; Thysanoptera; Thripidae. The transcript is spliced from 6 exons. The coding region runs from base 172 to 852 and encodes 226 amino acids. Gene Ontology annotation, molecular function: copper ion binding; superoxide dismutase activity. The record is from RefSeq and is a predicted model, not a curated record. Gene Ontology annotation, biological process: removal of superoxide radicals.